AUGGACCCCCAAAAAAUCUACACCGAAGUCCAAACCCGCUACGGACACCUCGCAGACGAAAUCUCAGCCACGCGCCAAUCCACCAACGAGAAAAUCGCCAAUGCAUUCGGAUAUAGCGCCUCGGACCUCGAGUCCAUCCCGCUCGACGCGAAUCUCGGCGUUAGCUGUGGGAAUCCUGUUGCCGUUGCGAAAUUGCGCGAGGGAGAGACAGUCGUCGAUCUAGGAAGUGGUGGUGGCCUUGACGUUCUACUCGCUGCGCGUAAGGUGGGAGUUAAGGGAAAAGCUAUUGGGGUUGAUAUGACGAGGAGCAUGAUCAACCUAGCCCGCAAAAACGCAGCCAAAGCAAACCUCCGAAACACCCACUUCAUCGAAAGCCCAAUAACGUCCAUCCCCCUCCCAGACUCCAGCACCGACUGCAUAAUCAGCAACUGCGUGAUAAACCUUGUCCCAUCCGCCGAGAAACAUCUCGUUUUCGCGGAGAUGUUUCGCAUCCUAAAGCCCGGUGGUCGCGUCGCUGUUAGUGAUAUCCUAGCUCGAAGAGAGCUACCAUGGGAUUUGGUUGAGAAUAUGGCGCUUUAUAUGGGCUGUAUUGCCGGUGCGAGACGGGUUUGUGAAUACGAGGAGUUUUUAAAGGGGGUUGGGUUUCAGGAUAUCCUCAUCGUUGACACCGAGAAAGAUCUAAAUGCCUAUAAAGACCUGGUGCAGAGCCAAGCCCAAACGGGCUGCUGUUCCCAAUCGAACAGCAAAAGCAACGAGAACGAGAACGAGCAGAAAAGCGAAACCCGCCCUGCAGAAAUCAACUUCAACGACUGGGCCGGCUCGUUCCAAAUCUACGCGAUUAAGCCUUAG
Messenger RNA from Penicillium argentinense, 849 nucleotides. RefSeq names its product Arsenite methyltransferase. Gene Ontology annotation, molecular function: methyltransferase activity. The coding region runs from base 1 to 849 and encodes 282 amino acids. Lineage: Eukaryota; Fungi; Ascomycota; Eurotiomycetes; Eurotiales; Aspergillaceae. The transcript is spliced from 5 exons. The record is from RefSeq and is a predicted model, not a curated record.